AGAGCCAAGUUUAUUAUGAGACUAUAUGCUCUAGAGACCUCAGACAAGGCAUCUCAUAGGAGGCUUUUUCAUAAAACUAGGCUCUGCUGGUAGUAAGGAGGCCAGUUUGGAGGCAGGCGUUGAGCUGUGCACAUCUCCCCACUCCAGCCACCUUCUCCAUAUCCAUCUUUGAUUUCAUUUUUCCACUUGGCUGAGCCAUCCAGAACCUUUUCAAUGUAUAAAAUGGAAUAUUCUUACCUCAAUUCCUCUGCCUACGAGUCCUGUAUGGCUGGGAUGGACACCUCGAGCCUGGCUUCAGCCUAUGCUGACUUCAGUUCCUGCAGCCAGGCCAGUGGCUUCCAGUAUAACCCGAUCAGGACCACUUUUGGGGCCACGUCCGGCUGCCCGUCCCUCACGCCGGGAUCCUGCAGCCUGGGCACCCUCAGGGACCACCAGAGCAGUCCCUACGCCGCAGUUCCUUACAAACUCUUCACCGACCACGGCGGCCUCAACGAGAAGCGCAAGCAGAGGCGCAUUCGCACCACGUUCACGAGCGCGCAGCUCAAGGAGCUGGAGAGGGUCUUCGCCGAGACCCACUACCCGGACAUCUACACUCGGGAGGAGCUGGCCCUGAAGAUCGACCUCACCGAGGCCAGAGUCCAGGUGUGGUUCCAGAAUCGCCGCGCCAAGUUUCGCAAGCAGGAGCGCGCCGCCGCCGCCGCCGCCGCCGCGGCCAAGAACGGCUCCUCGGGCAAGAAGUCCGACUCGUCUCGGGACGACGAGAGCAAAGAAGCCAAAAGCACCGACCCAGAUAGCACGGGGGGCCCGGGUCCCAAUCCCAACCCGGCGCCCAGCUGCGGGGCGAGCGGCGGCGGCGGCGGGGGGCCCAGCCCCGCGGGAGCUCCGGGGGCUGCGGGGCCCGGGGGCCCGGGAGGCGAACCCGGCAAGGGCGGUGCGGCGGCCGCGGCGGCGGCGGCGGCGGCCGCGGCGGCGGCGGCGGCGGCGGCUGCAGCCGGAGGUCUAGCUGCGGCUGGGGGUCCUGGACAAGGCUGGGCUCCCGGCCCCGGCCCCAUCACCUCCAUCCCCGACUCUCUCGGGGGCCCUUUCGCCAGCGUGCUAUCUUCGCUCCAAAGACCCAACGGUGCCAAAGCCGCCUUAGUGAAGAGCAGUAUGUUCUGAACUGCGGUCCUGCGGCGGCGGCGGCGGCGCGCGAGCCGGGCCGGGCGGGCGAGUGGGCGAGCGGGUGGACCCAAGGCUAUUGUCGUCGCUGCUGCUUGGGCUUCUUCAUCGAGGGCCUGAAAAGGAUCGUGAUACGAAUAACGGGAAAAUAACGUCGCCCCCAUUUCAACCCCACUCCUACCCUUUUCUUCACCCACCCAACAAAACAAAACAAAACAAACAAAAACUUCUUCCCUGGUUUCGAACCUGCCUGGGGCCCUGUGGCCCGGACUUCACCUGCUGCCGGGGGACGGGGUGAGCAGCUCGGCCUGAACUCGGGGCCACUCUCAGGGGGCUGUGUCUGCGUGCCGGGUGUGUGUUUGUCUCGGGGAAUGUGUGUGGCUCUAGCAGGUGACAAAGAGAUCUGGGCGGGCCACGACUAACUCAGUGACUUGCUUA
Perognathus longimembris pacificus (Pacific pocket mouse) is the source of this 1596-nucleotide messenger RNA. It is a transcript of the gene Phox2b, whose product is annotated as paired like homeobox 2B. The transcript is spliced from 3 exons. The record is from RefSeq and is a predicted model, not a curated record. Gene Ontology annotation, molecular function: RNA polymerase II transcription regulatory region sequence-specific DNA binding; DNA-binding transcription factor activity, RNA polymerase II-specific. NCBI's taxonomy places the organism in Eukaryota, Metazoa, Chordata, Mammalia, Rodentia, Heteromyidae. The coding region runs from base 214 to 1158 and encodes 314 amino acids. Gene Ontology annotation, biological process: regulation of transcription by RNA polymerase II.